GCACAGGGCGGAAGCAUGUCCUCCCUCCCCGGGGGCGUUAGUUUGGAUGCAGCCCGCGCUGCAGCGGAGUCUGAGGACAUCGCCGAGCUGCAGCAGGCGGUGGUUGAGGAGCUGGGGAUCUCCAUGGAGGAGCUGCGCCGGGUCAUCGAUGAGGAGCUGGAGAAGAUGGACUGCAUCCAGCAGCGCAAGCAGCAGCUGGCCGAGCUGGAGUCGUGGGUGCUGCACAAGGAGGCCGAGGUGGCUCAUGUCGAUCGGCUGUUUGAUGACGCGUCCAGGUAUUUUUCUUUGUCUUCUAUUUUCCUGCAGCUCCGUGAAGCUAUGGCUGCACUAAGAAAAUCAGCCCAAGAUGUCCAGAAGUUCAUGGACGCCGUCAACAAGAAGAGCAGUUCUCAGGAUCUACAUAAAGGUCUGUGUAUAGGAGCCUUGGGUCAGAUGUCUGGAGAGCUGAGCAAAGAUGGAGACCUGGUAGUCAGCAUGCGGAUCCUGGGCAAGAAGAGGACCAAGACGUGGCACAAGGGCACCCUGAUCGCCAUCCAGACUGUCGGGCUAGGAAAGAAAUACAAAGUGAAAUUUGACAACAAAGGAAAGAGUCUGCUGUCUGGGAACCAUAUUGCCUAUGAUUACCAUCCUCCCGCUGACGAGCUGUUUGUGGGCAGUCGAGUGGUGGCCAAGUACAAAGACGGCAGUCAGGUCUGGCUCUACGCGGGCAUUGUAGCUGAGACCCCCAACGUCAAGAACAAGCUCAGAAUCUGACAUGGU
Molecule: messenger RNA, 759 nt
Organism: Acomys russatus (golden spiny mouse)
Lineage: Eukaryota; Metazoa; Chordata; Mammalia; Rodentia; Muridae
Product: histone-lysine N-methyltransferase SETDB1-like
Exons: 4
Coding region: 16-753 (245 amino acids)
Biological process (GO): heterochromatin organization; negative regulation of gene expression
Cellular component (GO): nucleus
Molecular function (GO): histone H3K9 methyltransferase activity
Source: RefSeq, a predicted model, not a curated record